Molecule: messenger RNA, 2334 nt
Organism: Thecamonas trahens ATCC 50062
Lineage: Eukaryota; Apusomonadida; Apusomonadidae
Exons: 1
Coding region: 1-2322 (773 amino acids)
Biological process (GO): phospholipid biosynthetic process
Molecular function (GO): phosphatidylserine decarboxylase activity
Source: RefSeq, a predicted model, not a curated record
AUGGUGGCGGUGGCGCUGUUGGUCGGGCAGGCGCAAGGCGUGGGUCUCCUCCGCAUCACAGUCGGCUCGGCUGGGAGUUUGGAAAUGACGACAUGUUCGAGCUCAGCAUGCUCUGAUGCCACGGUGUUGUACUCGGGCAAGCUGGAUGGUGGACUUGGUGCCCCGUCGUCUGGGCUCGGCUCGUGGAGCGGUGAGGCCUUUGCUGGCCCGCAGCUUGCAGCUCCAGUCCCGCUGGCGGUCAUCGACAGCCUAAUCGCCCCGACGCACCCGAGUUGGCAGAGUGGGAGCGUGGCGCUCGCCGCGCUAGGCGCGCCGCUGGAUGUGGCCAAUACCAUAGUGCGGCCAGUGCUUGGCAACGUGACGUUCAGCCUCGGCGCGGUCGGUAACAUUCCGCAAGUGGCGCACGUCGUCCGUGUCGGCGGCCCGGCCGGCGUCCUGGCUAACUCUGUGGCAGUCUGCGGCGAGGCGUUGCCUGUGGUGGCGGCGCGCGGCGAUGUGCUCAACUGCCAAGUACUCGUGCCCGGCAACGGGAGCUACCCGCUGACGGUCACCUUUGCCGCCGCGUCGGAGCUUGCGACAGGCUCUGCCGGCGUGUUUGAUGUCAGCGUCCCAGCCGGGGGCGCAGCCUGGGUGCUGGACGCGGUGGCCGGCGCACCUGGCGCGCGCGACGGGCUGGCAGCAGUAGGCGCAGGGCGGGUGGCGGCAACCAAGGCCGACACUGCGGCGUACCUCGACAUCCAGCAGUGGAACGAGGACCGCCAGGCCCGGGUCCGCGUCAUGGUCGGCGUCAUGUACGCGCUGAUUGCGAUAGUCAUGACUCUUGCCGCCCUCAACGCCGCCGUGUGGCAGGCCUGGAUGUUCCCAAUGUUCCUUGCUGCCCCGGCCAUGUGGUGGUUUGCCACGCUCUUUGUCGGCAUGCACGCACUGUCGUGGAUGGGUGGGUUCGGGGCAUGGGCGCUGACCUCGGGCCUCCUGGUGCUCUACGGCAUGAUCGCGCCCAUCGUGUACUGCUGCAUCCGCAUGCGGGUCCGCAAAAAGUCAAAGGCCCGCAUCGCGCCGUCGCCGACCGAGCUCUCGACCGUGUCCGAACAGGAGGAGGCCGCCAAGACGCCCAGCGGGUCGUACUCGUCGCAGUGCUCGUCGAGCGGCUCGGUCGAGUCGCCGAGUAGAGAUGAGGCCAGCGGGAGCGAGAGCGAUCACGAGUACGAGAGCGACGACGACGGCGAUGUGUCGGCACGGUCGGCGCGGUCGUCGGCCACGCUCUCCGAGCUCGCCAACUACACCCGACGCCCGGCGCCGCUGUCGAAAAUUCAGAAGACUGCGCUCCUGAUGGUGCUCGGCGUGGUGGCGGUGGCGACGGCAACGGCGGUGACGGUCUUUAUGGUGUGGGAUCUGAAGACGUACAAGGUGACGAUCCGCGAGAGCCGGACAACGCUUGUCGAGUAUCAGCCGCAACUCAUUGCCAAGUCGAUCCAACUUGUGUAUGGCUUUGAGCGAAUGGCCAAGAUCAUCCGCUUUGGCUUUGUGCUGCGGGCGCAGAGCAAGGCGUGUGGGGUGUACUUUAAGCAGCGGCUGACGAGCAAUGAGGACAAAAAGGUCCGCAUUGCCGACGCCUUUAUCACCAAGUACGGCAUCGACAUGUCUCUCUUCAACCGGACCGAGUACUGGCAGUUUGACUCUGUCAACGACUGGUUCAUCCGGCGGCUGCGCGACGGCGCCCGCCCGCUGGCCUCGCCAGGCUCGACCGCCGUCAUCUCGUCCGUGGCCGACUGCCGGCUCACUGUCUUCAACUCGAUUGACCGUGACGUCUCGUUCUGGCUCAAAGGCGAGGACUUUUCAGUCUACCGCCUUCUUGACUCCAACCUCGACCUAACUCUGCAAUUUGCCGGCGGCUCCAUGGCGCUGUUCCGCCUCGCGCCGGCCGACUACCACCGGACUCACUCGCCCAUUGCCGGUACCAUCACAGCCCAGUUCUCGGUCAAGUCGACGCUGUACUCGGUGAAUGCCGACGCAGUCCGCUCAGGCUGCGGCGCAGUGUACAACGACCGCGUCAUCACCAUCAUCGACUCGGGCGUGCCCGGCCGCAAAGUUGCCUUUGUCGCCAUUGGCGCCACAUGCGUCGGCUCAGUCGCCAUGAUGAAGGGCGUCGGUGCAACCGUCACCCGCGGCGAGGACAUCUCCAACUUUCAGUUUGGCGGCUCCACUGUCGCCGUCCUCUUCCCGCCGGGAUCGAUGGCCUUUGACGACGACCUCAUCGUCGCCACCUCGUUCCAGGUCGAGACGCUGGUCAACGUGCGGACUCAGAUCGGUCGGUGGCUCUAAACCCCCCCCCCC